AUGGCCGAUAAAUUGUUGAAAGAUUAUGCGGCACCAUGUGCACGAGGAGUCCGAUCCAAUAUCACCCGACCAACCACCGAUGCUGACAACUUUGAGAUCAAGCCCGCAGUAAUUCACAUGGUCCAGAAAAAUCAAUUCGGAGGAGGACCACACGAGGACCCGAAUCAUCAUCUAGAGCUGUUUUAUGAAAUCUGUGGCAUGAUGAAGGUGAAUGAGGUUCCUCCAGAAUCGAAAUUCUUAGACAAAUUCUACCCUCCAAGCAAGACUGCCCACAUGAGAAACCUGAUCGCCAGCUUCAAGCAGAUAGACUCAGAAUCCCUAUUUGAAGCCUGGGACCGAUUCAAGAGCAUGCUGAGACAGUGUCCCCAUCAUGGCCUUGAGAAGUGGCUGGUUUUACACAUCUUCUACAAUGGAAUAAAUUAUCAUACGAAGAACCACCAUCAGUGGGCAUCUGAAAGAUCAGGUGGUGCGUUCUCAGGACAUCAGACGAAGGCAUCAGGGAAAUUCGAGGUGGAUGCAUUUACGCUCAUGUUUGCAAAGCUGGAUGCCCUGACUAAGAAAUUUGAAGCAAUGGGGAGCAACACAGCUAAUGCCAUAGUCUGUGUUUGCGACAUCUGCGGGAGCACGGACCACGCUCAAGACACUUGCCCCCUUGGGUCAAUGAUUGAAAAUAUGCUUGAGGAAGUCCUCUCAGAGCAAAAGGAGAUGAAAAGUGAGAUCAAACAACUGACCCAGAGGCUAGAAAACUUUGAGAAGCAUCAAAAGAUACAAGACAACCAAAUAGCCCAGAUAGCUCAGUCCAUCUCAAGAACACAUGGUACAUUUCCUGGUAAACCAGAUUUAAAUCCGAAUCUGAAGAUCCCUUUUCCUCAGAAGCUUAUAGCAUCCCGGAGAGACGAAGAGUUCAAUCGUUUCCUAAAGAAGAUCAAAGAAAUCUGCAUAGAAGUACCACUGAUAGAUGUGCUGUACCAAAUGCCGAAGUUCAUCAAAUUGUUAAAGAGAAUUUUAUCUAAUAGAAGACAGAAGGGCGACUUCGAGACUGUAGAACUAACAGAGAAUUGCAACGCCCUCCUUAUGGCGAAUCCUCCCCCUAAACUUCAAGAUCCAAGAAGUUUCUCCAUACCGUACAAAAUUGGUUCUGAACUCAUACCGAGAGCUUUUUGUGACUUGGAAGUCAGUGUCAGCCUACUCCCAUACUCCUUAUGCAAGAAGUUGGGGUUCCAGAAUAUUAAAUUGAUCACAAUGACACUACAACUAGCUGACCAUUUAUGCAGAUACCUAAUGGGAAUAAUGGAAGAUGUGCUAGUUGAAGUGGGUAGAUGUAUAGUUCCUACAGAUUUCAUUGUCUUGGACAUGGAGGAAGAUCCCAAGAUACCGAUCAUCCUUGGAAGACCAUUCCUUGCCACGACUGGAGCCAUCAUCGAUGUGAAAAGCCAUAAGCUAUCCUUGGAGAUCGGCAAGGAAAAGAUUGAAUUUGACUUGUCCAAUUCUUCCAUCUGCAACCCCUCCUCUCAGGAAAAUUCUCGCAAAAUCAACACACACAGGGAAGGCGAGUGCAGUUUUCAUAAGAGUUCCCCUCCAGCAAGAAGCAAGAGAUACAUGUAUCCUGUAUGA
Messenger RNA from Zingiber officinale, 1614 nucleotides. RefSeq lists its product as uncharacterized. Bases 1 to 1614 code for a protein of 537 amino acids. The record is from RefSeq and is a predicted model, not a curated record. The transcript has 5 exons. Lineage: Eukaryota; Viridiplantae; Streptophyta; Magnoliopsida; Zingiberales; Zingiberaceae.